Molecule: messenger RNA, 3168 nt
Organism: Helianthus annuus (common sunflower)
Lineage: Eukaryota; Viridiplantae; Streptophyta; Magnoliopsida; Asterales; Asteraceae
Product: pentatricopeptide repeat-containing protein At2g13600
Exons: 1
Coding region: 213-2933 (906 amino acids)
Biological process (GO): RNA modification
Molecular function (GO): protein binding; RNA binding; zinc ion binding
Source: RefSeq, a predicted model, not a curated record
CUUUGCCACUGGGCAGAGAUGAAUAUGGUGAUGGAUGAGUGUAGCUGCCUAAAAACAAUUGUGAGUAAUCCCACUAGUUUCUCUUAAAUUUUCAAACUCAGUUAACCUUCUUAUUAUCAGUCUUAGCUGUUGCACAAAAUUUGCAGAUGAACUUAUUAUUAAUCAAAUGAACACCCAAACCCACAUACAUUCAACCUUCUUCACAAUCUCUCAUGAUCACCAGCCUCUCAACCUCAUGUCAUCCUUUCUGUAUCAUCCGUCGGCUUUUCUCGACCCACCGCAAAAAUCUCUCAAGAAACAUACCUCCAUACGAAAACCCAGAUCGAUCUUACAUGGAAUUAUCUCAGAAGUUCUACGAAUCGAUGAAAACAUGCGCAAACGUUCAAUCCCGACCCUUGGCUCGAGCACUUCAUUGUCAACUUAUCACAACAGGAUUAGACGUUUCGACUUUUGUUCGGAACAAUUUAAUCAACAUGUAUUCCGGAUGUGGGUUGAUCGAUGAUGCGUCAUUGGUGUUUAAUGAGAUCGAGUUGAAAAACGUGUUUAGUUGGAACACGAUGAUUGAAGGGUUCAUGUGUUCAGGGCGGGUUUUGGAUGCAGAGAAGGUGUUCGAUGAAAUGCCUCAGAGGGAUGUUGUGUCGUGGAACUCGAUGAUGUCGGGUUAUUUUCGUAACGGGUUGUUAGAGAAGACGGUUGAGGUUUUUGUUUCGAUGAUUAGGCGGUUUGAUUGUGUGCCGGAUGCGUAUUCGUUUAGUUGUGUGAUGAAGGCAUGUGCCGGUAUUAAAAACGUUAACUUGGCUAAGCAAGUUCAUGGUUUAGCGAAAAAGUUCGAGUUUUUAGGUGACGAUUCGGUUGAAUCUUCGAUGGUUGACAUGUAUAUAAAGUGUGACAUGCCGGAUGUUGCUGAAUCUAUAUUUGUCAAAAUGAAAAACCCGAAUAUGUUUUCAUGGAACUCCAUGAUUUACGGUUACUCUAAGCUCUACGGUGCUCAGAGUGCGUUGAAACUGUUCGAUCAAAUGCCUAAAAGAGAUGUCGUUUCGUGGAACAUGAUCAUUUCGAUACUGUCUAAGCACGGAAACGUCAUGAAAACACUCGAUAUGUUCAUCGAGAUGUGUCGUCAGGGUUUCAGACCGAAUUCCAUGACGUACGCGAGUGUCCUCAGUGCUUCAACUAGCAUAUACGAACUCACCUGGGGGGCCCACUUACACGCGCGAAUCAUCCGACUACAUCAAAACAUCGAUGUGUACGUCGGCAGCGGUUUAAUUGACUUGUACGCUAAAUGCGGGCGCUUCGAAAAAGCACGUAAAGUAUUUAAAGAAAUAAAAGAUCACAACGUAGUAUCGUGGACUUCGCUCAUCGGGGGAGCGGUACAUUGCGGCAACGAAGCCGACGCAUUUUCAUUGUUUAAACAAAUGAAAGAGGUACCCGUCGCCUCUGAUCAGUUCACGUUAGCAACGGUUCUUGGAGCUUGUUGCGCGUUAAAAGAUUUAAAUCCCGGAACACAAAUCCACGCGUAUUCAAUCCGAAUUGGUAUGGAUCCUUCCAUCCCCGUAGCUAAUGCGUUAAUUACAAUGUACGCUAAAUGUAGCGACAUUCGGAGUGCAAAUAGCGUGUUUGAAUCGAUGUCGCAUAGAGAUAUCAUAUCAUGGACAACGAUGAUCACGUCGUUCUCUCAAAACGGAAACAUUGAGAAAGCCCGAAAAUAUUUCGAUAAAAUGCCCGAACGGAACGUUGUAUCGUGGAACUCAAUGUUAGCGGGAUACGUAAAUCAUGGAUUUUGGGAAGACGGUCUGAAGAUCUAUGUUUUAAUGAGACAACAAGGAGUCAAACCCGAUUGUAUUACUUUCGUAAGUUCGAUCGGCGCGUGUGCGAAUGCAGCCGUACAAAAUCUCGGUACCCAAAUCGUUUGUCAAGCUGAAAAAUUCGGUUUCGGUUCUGAUAUUUCAGUAAAGAACAGUAUUAUAACCAUGUAUUCAAAAUGUGGGCGUAUUAACGAUGCGGAGAAAACGUUUGAUUCGAUAGCUACUAAGAAUUUGAUUUCGUGGAACGCGAUGAUGGCGGGGUACGCUCAAAGUGGUCAUGGUAAUCAAGUGAUAGAUACGUUUGAGAAAAUGAUCGGGUCAGGGAUGAUUCCGGAUCAUAUAAGUUACGUAUCGGUUCUGUCAGGUUGCAGCCACGCGGGUUUGGUAUCCGAAGGUCAACGCUACUUCGAUAUGUUGAUUAACGAUCAUGAAAUUAUUCCAACGUGUGAGCAUUACGCGUGUGUGGUGGAUUUAUACGGGCGUGCCGGGCUCGUCGAUAAGGCGAAAGAUUUAAUCGAUGAAAUGCCGAUGGAACCAAACGCUGCGGUGUGGGGAGCUUUGCUUGGUGCGUGCAGGAUUCAUCGGAAUUCAACAAUGGCGGAAACCGCUUUGAAGAAUCUCGUUGAAUUAGAUGCAGAAGAUUCCGGAAGUUAUGUUCUGUUAGCGAAUCUUUAUACAGAUUCCGGGAAUUUAGAAAACGUGUCAAAUGUUCGACGAAUUAUGAAAGAUAAAGGAAUAAGGAAGAAUCCGGGUUGUAGUUGGAUUGAGGUGGAUAACAGAGUGCAUGUUUUUACGGUUGAUGAUACUAAUCAUCCGAGAAUUAAUGAUGUUUAUAACGCGUUAAGGGAGAUUAUUAGGAAGAUAGAAGAGACGGGAAUGUAUGUUAAGGAAGACGGUUUUGGUAGCAAGGAUAGCGCGUAUCAUAGUGAGAAACUGGCGUUGGCGUUUGGGUUGAUGAGUUUGCCUGCUUGGAUGCCUAUUCAUAUAAUGAAGAAUCUUAGAAUAUGUGACGAUUGUCAUUUGGUGAUGAAGUUGGCGUCUCGGGUUACUUCGAGGGAACUUGUGAUUCGAGAUGCGAAUCGCUUUCAUCGUUUUAAGGAUGGGGGUUGCUCGUGUCGGGAUUAUUGGUAACUUAUGUUGUUUAUGUUAGAAUCCUUUACCUGUAAACUGUAUCUAUACCAACGGGGGUGGUCCAUUGGGAAAAGCAAUGCCUUUAAACACCUUGGGAGGGGGAGGUCUUGGGUUCGAGUCCCACAGACGACAAGAGUAAAGAAAUUUGCCGUUCAAAAAAAGAAAAAAAGAACUCACAAUAUCUGACCAAUGUUAUGGUAACAGCGUAUUAAUAAUAGCAAGUUACAUUUGUUUA